Molecule: messenger RNA, 2216 nt
Organism: Myotis brandtii (Brandt's bat)
Lineage: Eukaryota; Metazoa; Chordata; Mammalia; Chiroptera; Vespertilionidae
Gene: PLBD2
Product: phospholipase B domain containing 2
Exons: 13
Coding region: 1-1536 (511 amino acids)
Biological process (GO): phospholipid catabolic process
Cellular component (GO): extracellular region
Molecular function (GO): glycerophospholipase activity
Source: RefSeq, a predicted model, not a curated record
AUGAGGCCCGACGCCGUGGCCUGGGCCAAUCUCACCAACGCCAUUCACGAGACAGGGUGGGCCUUUCUGGAGCUGCACACCAAUGGCCACUACAAUGACAGCCUGCAGGCCUACGCGGCGGGCGUGGUGGAGGCCGCCGUGACCGAGGAGCUCAUCUAUAUGCACUGGAUGAACACGGUGGUGAACUACUGCGGCCCCUUCGAGUACGAGGUCGGUUACUGCGAGAGGCUCAAGGGCUUCCUGGAAGCCAACCUGGAGUGGAUGCAGAGGCAGGUGGAGCUGAACAAGGACUCCACCUACUGGCACCAGGUGCGGCUGACCCUCCUGCAGCUGAAGGGCCUAGAGGACAGCUAUGAAGGCAGCGUGGCCUUCCCGACAGGGAAGUUCACCAUCAAACCCUUGGGCUUCCUCCUGUUGCAGAUCUCUGGGGACCUGGAGGACCUAGAGCUGGCCCUGAAUAAGACCAAGACCAAGCACACUUUGGGCUCUGGCUCCUGCUCCGCCCUCAUCAAGCUGCUGCCCGGCCACAGUGACCUCCUGGUCGCCCACAAUACCUGGAACUCCUACCAGAACAUGUUGCGCAUCAUCAAGAAGUACUGGUUCCAGUUCCAAGAAGGCCCCCAAGAGGAUUCUCCCCUGGCUCCUGGCAACAAGCUGGUCUUCUCGUCCUACCCCGGCACCAUCUUCUCCUGUGAUGACUUCUACGUCCUGAGCAGCGGGCUGGUGACCCUGGAGACCACCAUCGGCAACAGGAACCCGUCCCUGUGGAAGUUGGUGCAGCCCCAGGACUGCGUGAUGGAGUGGGUGCGCAACAUCGUGGCCAACCGCCUGGCCUCGGACGGGGACACCUGGGCAGAGACCUUCAAGAGGUUCAACAGCGGAACGUACAACAACCAGUGGAUGAUCGUGGACUACAAGGCGUUCGUGCCGGGUGGGCCCAGCCCUGGGAGCAGGGUGCUCACCAUCCUGGAGCAGAUCCCGGGCAUGGUGGUGGUGGCCGACAAGACCGCGGAGCUCUACGAGAAGACCUACUGGGCCAGCUACAACAUACCGUCCUUCGAGUCCGUGUUCAACGCCAGUGGGCUGCCGGGCCUGGUGGCCCAGUACGGGGACUGGUUCUCCUACGACAGGAACCCUCGGGCCCAGAUCUUCCGGCGGAACCAGUCGCUGGUGCACGACGUGGACUCCAUGAUCCAGCUGAUGAGGUACAAUGACUUCCUGCACGACCCCCUGUCACUGUGCAAGGCCUGCAGGCCGCAGCCCAACGGGGAGAACGCCAUCUCGGCGCGCUCCGACCUCAACCCGGCCAACGGCUCCUACCCGUUCCAGGCGCUGCAGCAGCGCUCCCACGGGGGCAUCGAUGCCAAGGUGACCAGCAUGGCCCUGGCCAAGGCCUUGCGCCUGGUGGCAGCCAGUGGCCCCACGUGGGACCAGGUGCCCCCUUUCCAGUGGAGCACCUCGCCCUUCGGCGGCCUGCUGCACAUGGGCCAGCCCGACCUCUGGAAGUUCUUGCCCGUCAAGGUCUCGUGGGACUGAGGCCGCCUCUGCCGCCGCCGUGACCUCCUGCCCGGUCCGUCUGUGGCCUUUGCCCCCUGUUGUGCCCAGAGCGGGGACCCGGGUCUGCCAGGUUCAUGCUCAUCUGGGCACCUCCUCCUGGGUGGGGCGCGGGACUGAGUCCCUCUCAGGAGUGGGUGAGUGCCAUUCUGCCUCCUCCGCCUCUGCCUCUGUCUUCUUCUUUUCCCUGUUCUCUCUCUGUUCUCUCUGCUUCUCUCCCCUCCUCCCCCCCUCGUGCUGCCCCUGCGGAGGGACCAGGUCUUGGGGGCCCCGUGGGUUUCAGCCCCAAGGCCUGGGUGUUCCCUGUGGCUGGCGCCGAUCCCCGCCCCAGCUCCCCGCCCCCUCGGGAAACAGCCGUGUCCCCACUGGACAGCUUCCUCCAGGACGGAAACGAACACAAACACAAACAAACCAAAGUUCCUGGCGACUAUGGCUGAGGCCCGAGGGUCCUCUCUCCAGGACCAGGCAGGAGUGUCACGCCUGCUCCAGCCUCAUGCCCCGCCCCAACGUGGGCGUGCCCCUGGCCUCAGGCAGUGCCCACGGUUCCCCUGCUGCAGGUACCAACUCGCAGGCUGUGAUGAUUAAAUGAGAGAGGCCGUGCCCUGUGCUGUGCUUUUGGGCAGUGGGGAAGGCUGGGUCCGUGCCUUUUCUCAAGACUGGGA